GCACGGAAAGCAUUGAUGGCCAGGGAAAAUUUAGGUCAGAAUCAAACCACAAUCUGCUUUCUGCUUUUCUGCGAACAUAGUUUGUGAAUGCCAGUUUGACAGAACAUAUUAAGAAGUACAUCUGUGUAGAUUUUGUGCAUGGAUUUUUAAAGCAACUCUUUUUAUCAGUUAGCAGGGCAGGAAACUUGAAAAAGGUUGUUGAAAAUUCUACGUCAACCUUCAAAAAAUGUUUUGGAAAAGGCCGGAUUACGAUUCAGACUCAAGUGCUACCCCUCUUAUGGGCGACAGCAAAGUUGAGAUGAGCCCUGAGGACAGAAAGGACGGAAAGUACGGGAGAGGAACAGGCCGAGUGUCUGGUAUGGCGCGUCCAUGCUGCUACCUCCUGGUCAUCCUCUUGACAAGUGUGAUAUGCUUUGUUGUGAUGCUCAUUAUCUACUUGGUACUCCCACCCAGACCUUGCCAGCCUCAUACAGGGUCUUGUGUGGGACAGGAGAAGAAGUAUCGAUUUGCCACGGUAGCUUCUGAUGCUCAAGUAUGCUCAAAAGUUGGAACGGACAUUCUUGCUAAGCAACAGGGUUCUGCUGCAGACAGUGCAAUAGCGACACUGCUUUGUCUGGGCCUAGCAAAUCCACACAGUAUGGGAAUAGGAGGCGGCUUCUUUGCAACUAUAUAUAUCAGAGAAGAAAAUACCUCCUUUGCCCUCGAUGCAAGAGAUGUGGCGCCAUUACUUGCCAAUAAAACAAUGUUCGUUGAGAAUCCGGAGGCUUCCAGUAAAGGUGGAUUGGCCAUGACAGUUCCCACAGAAAUCGCCGGCUACAAGGCUCUCCACGAUCGGUUUGGGAAGCUUUCAUGGAAGACCCUGUUUGAGCCCGCCAUUCGCUUUUGUUUUGAUGGGUUUCCGCUUGGUGAGGGGCUUCACCGUGUGCUUGUGAUGAAAAAGAAGGAAGUGAUGAAUACACCAGGUCUGAGGAGAGUGUUUGUCAACUCGAAAACUGGUGACCUCUACAACAUAGGUGACAAAGUGAAGAACCCGAUAUUGGGGAAAACCUUAACUGCAAUAUCAGAAGAUAAAGACGCCUUUUACUUCGGUACCCUGGCAGAAGAUAUAAUAACGGAUAUACAGGAUGGAGGUGGAAUUAUCAGCUUGCAAGACUUCUCAAAUUACAUGGUGAAGUGGCGGGAUCCUGUGCAGUUUUCCUUACAGGAUGGUUCCACUCUACACUCUCUUCCACCGCCAUCUAGUGGAGCAGUUAUUGGGUUCAUUAUGAAGCUACUUGACGGUUACAAGUUUCCAGUCGACUUCAUCAAGACCGAUCCUAUCCUUACCCAUCAUCGCAUUGUAGAAGCGUGGAAGUUUGCAUAUGCAAAACGUUAUGAAUUAGGAGAUAUGGACUUUGCCAAUAUCACUGAGGCACUCAAUGACCUACUCUCGGCAUCCUACACUGAAGUUACCAGGGCAAAGAUCACAGAUGACCGAACCCACCCACCAGAAUAUUACGGUCAUUACGACCCCCAGCCUGACAGAGGAACCUCUCAUCUGAACGUCUUAGCAGCCAAUGGUGAUGCAGUGGCAGUUACCAGUUCAAUUAACUCAUAUUUUGGAUGUGGCGUAGUCGGAAAUAAAACUGGUAUAUUGUUUAACGAUGGAAUGGAUGACUUCUCUACACCUAAUAAGUCCAACCAGUUUAACCUCCCACCCUCGCCUACUAACUUUAUACAUCCAGGAAAGAGGCCGAUGUCAUCCAUGGCGCCCACUAUCGUGACUGAUGACGUCACAGGAGAUGUCAGAUUAGCCGUUGGAGCCUCUGGUGGGAGUCUUAUCAUCAGUGGAGCAUCGUAUGUAGCAUUACGAGUCCUCUAUUUUAACGAGACACUGAUGGAAGCAACCAAUGCACUCCGGAUACAUCAUCAAUGGAUACCAAACACAAUAGUGUAUGAGAACAAAUUUGAUCAGUUGGUGCUGGAUGGGUUGGCAGCCAAGGGUCAUGCAAUGAAGCAGCUCGGGGCGAACGAGCGUGGAUCUGUCGUCCAGAGUAUAAAUACUAAUAGGGGGACCCUGUAUGGAUACGCAGAUGUACGGAAAGGAGGCUGUUCAGAUGGAUAUUAGAGUAUCGAAUUGUGUAUUUCCUAAAAAGACAAGGGAAAAACUGACAAACAUGAGGAUAUAUCAAAGUUGGUUGAAUCCGAUCUUCUGCACUCUCAUGUUUAACAUAGAAGCUAAAAAGCUAGGUGGUACAAUGUAAAAGGAACCCUUACAUUUUUAGCUCACCGUAGGGGAGUCUAUACAGUGUCCGUCGUCCGUGGUCAGUAUCCUGUUUCAAAAAUAGUGGCACGUUUCUUAACCGAUAGGACUAUGAUAUUGAAAUUUUGUACACAGGAUCCCCAGGUCAGGUGACCUCUGACACUGAAUUUCGGUCUGAUCUGAUACUUGACUUGGCCACCAGGGGGCAAAAAUGGAAACCUAAAAAGUGUGAUAUCUCUUAUAAGUGACUCGUUUUCAAUAAAAUUUUAAUGGUAAGUUCUCCUAGCAAGGAUACAUCACA
Messenger RNA from Lineus longissimus, 2543 nucleotides. RefSeq names its product scoloptoxin SSD14-like. The transcript has 13 exons. Gene Ontology annotation, biological process: glutathione catabolic process. The record is from RefSeq and is a predicted model, not a curated record. Gene Ontology annotation, cellular component: plasma membrane. Bases 227 to 2107 code for a protein of 626 amino acids. Lineage: Eukaryota; Metazoa; Nemertea; Pilidiophora; Heteronemertea; Lineidae. Gene Ontology annotation, molecular function: glutathione gamma-glutamate hydrolase.